CUGAGCCUACUUCUCUUAUUACCACAAAACAUACAAACAGCAACAACAUAGACUAUCAUCAUGGAUAGCACGUCUUCGGAGUCGACACCCAUCCCUCAAGUAAUCUUCCGUGGGAAGAAAAGGAAGACCUACAGACAACGAGCAGAACCCACCGACGAUGAUGACGAACGAUCAAGAUCCGCAGAGACGCCACGACCAGAUGGAACACCGACUGCAUCAGACACACCCGCAAAAACUGGAACCGCAACCCCAAUUCAAAGCGAGGGCGCAGAAGAUGAAGAGAAGGGACUCUCAGUAGCCGAAGUUUUACGUCUACGCAACGCGCGAAAGGCUCGACUAGGCGGCGUCAAGUUCGGCGCGGGAAGCAGCCACGGUUCCAACGAUGCAACAACAGCCACUGCCGAUGGUUUAGGAGACGGUUUCGACGACCUUAGUCUCAUGAUCCGCGAGGAAGAGAACAAGGUACUAGAUAUCGCGGCAGGUGUAAAGAAGCGUUUUGCGCCGCAGACAGGUAUGGCGGCAGAACUAGUAAACAAGCACAUGGAGGAGUAUAUAGAAGCCGAAUUAGCCAGGCGACACAACGCUGUGGCGCUCUCUUCCAACCCAGCCGCGCGCUCGUCUAAUCAGGAGCAGCAGCAGCAGCAGCAGCAACAACAACAACAACACCCAACGACAGCGACGGCGACGGUGACAGCGGUACCCAGACCCGAGCAGCAGAAUAGAGCGCUACAAGGCCAGCUUAUGGAGAUCGACCUUGGCGACGAGGCGCGCAGCCGCAACGAAGCGCUGACGGAGCGCGCUAGGCGGAAGUUGCACGGCGAAGCUAUCGAAGAUGACGACGAGCAGCGGCAGCAGAGCGGCCGGCCGAAAAAGGUACGGCUCGGACGGGAUGGCAAGCCCUGGAGGCCGAGGAAUAGGCGGAACAGCGACGAUAUCAAGAGGGACCAGUUAGUCGAGGAGAUACUCCGGGAAAGCAGACUCGACGUAUACGAAGCACCCACCCCACCCCCCGCCGCAUCCGGCAGCGGCGCCGAAGACGACGGCGCAGCCGACGACCGCAUCGCGGAGGAGUUCCGACGGGAAUUCAUGGACGCCAUGGCCCAGCGCCAGCAGAAGCGCAAGAAGCCUACGAACGCGCCCCCCGGGUCCGGCCCCGGCGGCGCCGGCAAGGGCGGCGCCGCCGCCGACGAAGAUGUUCUCAAGGGCCCCAAACUCGGCGGGAGCCGCAACGUGCGCGCCGCCAUGCGCAAUUUGCUACUGGAGAAGGCGAAGGAGGCCAAGGGCAAGACUCGGUGAGGGGUGGGUUGGUAGGAUUGUCUUCAUAUUAGGUAGUUACAAUGCGGGGCUUCCCGUUAAGAAUUCAGUAAAUGAGAUCCCUUAAAGCGAGGAGAGGGUGAUAGGGCGAGAGGGCGGCUGUCGUGUACGUUUGGGUACAUAAAUAAUGCGGCGUUGGGUUAUGCGUACACCCGUACUAAGUAAGGGAGGGCAAAUUCGGAGUAUAUUGAAUACACGCCCAAUACAUACCUUGUUUUAUUAUCUUUAUAUUUAUAUUGGUCCUGUAACUAACACGGAAAGAGAACUGCAAAGCAACAUACAUACAUUGGUUUCUUCGUCGGCGAGCCCAACGUUUAUUAUAAAUAUAGCGUCAAGG
Messenger RNA from Daldinia vernicosa, 1651 nucleotides. RefSeq names its product hepatocellular carcinoma-associated antigen 59-domain-containing protein. NCBI's taxonomy places the organism in Eukaryota, Fungi, Ascomycota, Sordariomycetes, Xylariales, Hypoxylaceae. Gene Ontology annotation, cellular component: spliceosomal complex. The transcript is spliced from 3 exons. The record is from RefSeq and is a predicted model, not a curated record. Gene Ontology annotation, biological process: mRNA splicing, via spliceosome. The coding region runs from base 61 to 1296 and encodes 411 amino acids.